Messenger RNA from Zophobas morio, 799 nucleotides. RefSeq lists its product as uncharacterized. Bases 110 to 799 code for a protein of 229 amino acids. NCBI's taxonomy places the organism in Eukaryota, Metazoa, Arthropoda, Insecta, Coleoptera, Tenebrionidae. The transcript has 2 exons. The record is from RefSeq and is a predicted model, not a curated record.
CUGUUAAGCAUUCGAAAGUAGUCGUUUUGCCGAUGGGUAAGUAAAACAGUAUAAAAGAAAAUGGUUUGAAAAUAAUCGCCACACAAAUAUUCGAAACAAUACCUACAACAUGAAACUGAUAUUCGCAACACUCCUAACUUUGGCCAUCAGCGCCCACGCCACUUACACUUUGCCAAAAUUAGUGGUACCAUCAGUCACUUAUGGCGUUCCAGAAGAACCAAAACCAGUUGUGCCAGCUGUAGUUUACGGCGUUCCAGAAGUACCCAAACCAGAACUUGCCCCCAUCAAGACCGAAUACUCCUACACCCUUCCUGCAGUCGCGACAGUACAAACCCAUCACGAAGAACUCCCUUCCACAAUCCACGUUCCUUCUGGUGUAACUACGCUCGUUGAUGGUUACGCUGCUCCCCACGACUCCGUUCCCUAUACACAUGGUUACAUUUCUGGACUCCCAGCACCCCAAAUCCUCAGUCCUCAUGCCCCAAUUUUGGGAUACUCCUCCGUGUACUCUUAUGGUUAUUCCGUUCCUCAUGUCGCUUAUCCCCACGUUACCUACAGUGCUCCCUCAUCUCAAGUAGUCACAAUUACUGGACCAUCUCAGAUCAGUACUGUUAUUGCUGGACAUGAUACUGAAGAAAUCCACGAGGAACAUUUACAAGAGCCCGUUGUGUCGAAAUAUGAAUACGAAGUCCCCCAUGUGGUUGUCCCAGAGGUUAAGCCCCAUACCACCUACGGUCUUCCUCACGUUGUUGUCCCCGAACCUGUGGUACCCCACACGACAUAUGGACUUCCCUACUAA